GGCGGCCGGGCGGAAGUGAGGCGGGCGGGCAUCCGGCGGCGGGCGCGCUGUCUCCAUCCUGGUCUCUGGCCGCUGUCACAAAGUGCCCGGACCUAGAAACAGGAAAUUGAGUAUGAACACAAUUGAAGGCGAAUUCUAGCACAGUUACCUUGGAAACAAUCAGUUCAGUAACCCUAGCCCAGGAUACCGAAGGCAAUCUGAUUCUACAUUGCCCUCAGAACGAUUUAGAAUCUGAAGAUAAUCAAGAACCUCUACACAAAAGGCUUUGUUUGUCAGCCGAAGAUGACGCUAGUCUUGAAUCCACGGGUAUUGCUGGCCCAUUUGCAGCAGUACAGUCCGUUGUUACUCUCCCAAGUUCUUUGUUAGAAUAUUCUGACUUCCGUGUAAUUUCUAUCGUUGACAGUCUCAGACAAUGAUCAAAGUUUUGAGGUAACCAUGACCGGAGAGGCAGCUUCGGAGCUGUCUCAUGCAACUGAAAUUGAGGAUGCUGAAACUAUUACUCAGAUACAGAUCUUACACAAUGAAGAUCAAAUGGAGGGGAUUUCACCCCAAAACAGUGAGGACCUUGAUCCUGUCAGUCAAGCCUGGUUUACAACAAAGGAAGAUAAGGACACACUACAGAACAAAGGUCACAAGUGGAAGCAGGGGAUGUGGUCGAAGGAAGAAAUAGACGUUUUAAUGAGCAAUAUUGAAAACUACCUACAGAUCCAUGGGCUAAGUGAUGCUACAGAAGUCAUAUUUGAGAUGUCUAAAGAUGAAAGGAAAGAUUUCUACCGAACCAUAGCAAGGGGUCUUAACCGCCCAUUGUUUGCAGUUUACAGAAGGGUGCUUCGAAUGUAUGACAACAGAAACCAUGUGGGAAAGUACACUCCACAAGAAAUUGAAAAGCUCAAAGAGUUGCGAUCCAAGCAUGGUAAUGACUGGGCAACGAUCGGGGCAGCUCUGGGAAGAAGUGCUUCCUCUGUAAAAGACCGGUGCAGACUGAUGAAAGACACUUGUAACACCGGUAAGUGGACCGUGGAGGAAGAGAAACGACUGGCAGAGGUGGUCCACGAAUUAACGGCCACGGACCCUGGUGAUAUCGUCACCCAGGGAGUAUCCUGGGCCGCAGUGGCAGAGCGAGUGGGCACUCGUUCGGAGAAGCAAUGCCGUUCCAAGUGGCUCAAUUAUCUCAACUGGAAACAGAGUGGAGGGACAGAGUGGAGCAAGGAUGAUGAAAUGAACCUAAUCCUAAGAAUUGCAGAACUGAACGCGGAAGAUGAGAGUGAGAUAAACUGGGACAUAAUGGCUGAAGGCUGGAGCAGUGUACGCUCUCCACAGUGGUUGAGGAGUAAAUGGUGGACAAUCAAGCGGCAGGUUACAAACCACAAAGAUUUGACAUUUGCAGAGUUGGUUGAGAGUUUGCGACAACUGGUGGAGAGUCUGAAGCAGCCACACCUCCCGGUGCACCAGCUGCCCGAGUCUCAAACGGGGUCAAGUUCACGUCAUUCAAAUUCAUCCUCAGUCCAACAGUUACGGGUUCGAUUGGCUCAGAUGGAGGAAGGCAGCAGUGUCCCCAACAGUCCAGUAGCAGCUCUACAAAUCCCCGUGCAAAUCACUCACGUCGCAACGGGUGAUUCCUGUGGCACCAAUACAGAUUGUGAAACAAUCACUCUGAACGCAGGAACUCUGCAGAGAUUUGAAUUCCUACCAUCUUUCCGACUGCAGCCCACAGGAACGCCAGGAACGUACCUGAUCCAGACCAGCUCAAGCCAAGGCCUUCCGAUAACACUGACAAGUCCCGCAGUCACACUGACCUCACCAUCCUCCCCAGAACAGAUUAUUGUGCACACACUCUCAUCCGAAACCCUACUGCAUGGUGCCAGUGAAAACGCCAGUGUACAAAUGGCACAUCCAAGUGUGAUCAUCCAUGCAGUCGCCACGGAUGACAUUACCUCUUCCAUAACCCAAGCGGAGCUGGCAGUCGAUUCCGAAAUAGACCAAGCAGCUUUGACCGAGCGCCAGAUCGACUCCAGCUCGCUCGGAUCCGCUGCCUACAGUGAGAUCGAUCAGGCAAAGUUAACCGAGGACCAAAGCACUGGUCAGACGGACCUCACGGAGACGGAAAUUGGCCAACCAGGCCUAAACUGUGACGGUGGUGAAGAUAUGAUGGGCUCGGGUGUAAAUAUUAAUGAGACAGACCUUAGGCAGGAAGUUGAAGUGCAGUCUGAUCUACGUGGUGCUUAUGCAACUGAGGCUCUGGUAUCUCCCAAUAUCGAAGCAAGCAUUGAUGAAGAAACAACACUCAUCGUUUCCUCGGACCAUGGCUUCAUUCAGUCAACAGACGACAUUGACAAUGAUUCAGUUUUGCCAUUAUCAACGCUGACUGAUCCCAUUUUACAAACCCAAGGUGACUGCUCAGACAUUAACUCAUCACUGGAAAGCCCAGAUCCUGAUGACUAAAAGCAGCUCCUAUGUACCUGCAGAGUCAGUGAGCAACACUGAUCAUUCACUGUGGCUGGAUACUGACUGAGGAAUCCUGUUAUUUCUAUGUAUGGUGCUGCCUUCAAAAAAAAACAAACUGCAUAAAAUUGAGAAAUUUAAAAGAAUCAUUGUCAUCUGAUUUCAAUUUUCUGUGGUGCAGAUUUACUAAAUGUGACAUUGUGCCAAGAAAACGAUCCAUUCAAUAAGUUCAUCAUCCCUCCCCUUAUUAUGUUAAGGAUUGACAGAUAGGAUUAUUUAUUUGAACAGUUGAGAAACAAUGUGAAAUGGAAGAGUGUUAUUUUUUUUACUGGAUGAAUUUAACUUCACCUUUAAGACAGUUUGUAAAUUUCUAGUUUAAGUCUUCACAGCUUAUAGAACAACUUUGUACAAUUCUCCAAUCCUAAGCAGCUUUGAACAUUACCCAUUGCCUAAAUGGAAAAGGGUUUUUUUUUAUGCACACACACAAAUUCAGGUACUGGAAGGUGGUUGAAAUGUUCCAGGUUUCAAACAUUUGUUACAACUCGACUGUAUGUCAGAAACAAGAUGUUUAAAUCUCCCAAUGCAUUUUAAUCAAGGAUAGAGCAAGAAUAUCCUAGUGCCACCACCCUCAAAACACAAAACUCCAAGCAACUGCCCAAGGUAUAAUUAAGGACAAAACUGCACCUGAAGC
Molecule: messenger RNA, 3133 nt
Organism: Pristis pectinata (smalltooth sawfish)
Lineage: Eukaryota; Metazoa; Chordata; Chondrichthyes; Rhinopristiformes; Pristidae
Gene: dmtf1
Product: cyclin D binding myb-like transcription factor 1
Exons: 17
Coding region: 436-2442 (668 amino acids)
Biological process (GO): regulation of transcription by RNA polymerase II
Cellular component (GO): nucleus
Molecular function (GO): RNA polymerase II cis-regulatory region sequence-specific DNA binding; DNA-binding transcription factor activity, RNA polymerase II-specific
Source: RefSeq, a predicted model, not a curated record